AUAUGUAGGUACCUAUGUAUGCACCUACUCGAGGCUCUCCCUACCUACCUAACCUAGAUUAUCUAGGAAAUAAUAGGCUAUUUGUUGGAAAAACAUAUAUCUAUCUGCCUGUGUUAGGUAUGCAUGCAUGCAUGUAUGUACCGGGAUCUUUUUCACAGAGGCAGCAGUUUGGGGUGCGAUCGGAGGAAAUGAGGGACAAGCAAUACAAUCGUAUCUACCAACCUACUUAUCGCGCACCGAUGCACAUAUAUACAUAUAUACAUACCUACCAUUGACAACUAGGACUACAAAUACAAUCAAGAUAUAUUAGAAGAAAAAUAACAAUAAGAGAAUAAACACCAAAAGUCAUGUCUCCCGGGAAAGGGCCAGCGAUCGCAAUGGACCUGGAUCAGCCACAACCCGACGGUAGCAAGACGACAAGAGGGGGACCGCAGCAGACCUUGAAGUUCGACCGCGAAUACGCAAAAUGGAAGGAACCAUUCGGCGACAUGGCACAAGUGCCACCUUGCAGGACACCGCACGAGCUGCGCAGGUACAACGAGGAAUUCACCCGGUUCGCGUGGGCGCAACUCCCGCCCCAGCCGAGCAUCGUCCGAACGAAGCACAGGUUCAUGGGAUUAGGUGAGGAGAUCGAGAUGGAGAGGUUUGCCACGGCGGAGCAGAUGAGCAGCGGCCGCGAAGCGCUACAGCCGGCGAUACUGUUCCUGCACGGCGGCGGCAUGGUUGCCAUGAGUGUGGACAUCUACGCGCCGCGGCUUGCGCAGUGGGCCGCCGAAUCCGGCAUGCAGAUUUUCGCCGUCGACUACCGGCUCGCGCCUGAAUAUAUGUACCCCAUCCCGAUGGAGGACUGUUACAGCGGUCUAGUGUGGCUCUCAGAGCAUGGCCCAGAGCUCGGCGUCGACCCAGCACGGCUCGGUCUCAUGGGCGAUAGCGCCGGCGGGACCCUUGCCGCGUCCGUGUCGCUCGCGGCCCGCGAUCGCUACCUAAACCCGCCGAUCGCGAAGCAGAUUCUGAUCUACCCCAUGCUAGACGACAGGUGCACCGUCUCGCCGUCUGGCGCGGCCAAGCUCAGCGGCCUGAAGAAUUUCGCGUCCCUUUCACAGCCUAUCAUCAAGAUGUGCUGGGAAGCGUACCUGGGCAAGGAAGCAGGCAACCCCGACGAGCGGGCCCACACAACUCUUUACGCGGUACCGGGACGGGCUAAAGACUUGCGAGGGUUGCCGAGCACGUACAUAGACGUAGGCGGGUUGGAUCUGUUCAGGGCUGAGUGUGCGUUCUUCGCGGCUAGGCUGGCCGAGGCGGAUGUGGAGGUAGAAUUUCAUCUGUUUCCGGGCGUGUCUCACGGAUUUGAGGCUGCCAGUGAGAUUGGUGUUGCAAAGAGAGCUAUGGAGGGCCGAUUCCGAUGGAUGAGAGAUUUGUGAUGAAUUGGGAUCUGCCUACUAAAUAGAAACUCACCUACCUGAUUUGGUAUAUUGGGAGAUAAAAGUUACGUAUGCAACGAUCAAGAGCA
Hypoxylon fragiforme is the source of this 1510-nucleotide messenger RNA. RefSeq lists its product as uncharacterized. Gene Ontology annotation, molecular function: hydrolase activity. The coding region runs from base 348 to 1421 and encodes 357 amino acids. The transcript is spliced from 2 exons. The record is from RefSeq and is a predicted model, not a curated record. NCBI's taxonomy places the organism in Eukaryota, Fungi, Ascomycota, Sordariomycetes, Xylariales, Hypoxylaceae.